AAGAUGUCCGCCGUAGCCAACGCCCUUCAAUUCCCAUCUCUGCGAACCCGGCGUGCACCAGGAGCCGCCCGACCCGCAGGUCCAGCGCCCAACGCCGGUCCCAUGAUGGACAAACGCAAGUCCCGAGUAGGUGACAAGCUACGCAAGCGGCAGACGAUGCGCUACGCUGCUGGGAUCCCUGGUCUUCCAGGCAUUGGGGCACCACCGUUACCUGGCCAGGCAGAAGCGAGGGUGCCGGUCAUCCCUGCUGGGGUGGAUAGGUUUGACGAACGCGAAGAAGAACCUGGUGUGACGGAGGAGGUGCUGAGAGAGGAUCCGAGAGCGCUGGAUAUGAAGGUCUUGGCUGGGGAUAAGUUUGAUCCUGAUGCUUAUUUGAGGCAGAAACUGGCACGCUCGUCGGAGGGAGAACUGUCGAUGCUCAGGAUUACACUGGAAACUGCGCAUAUGGCGACACAGACCGAUCUCCGGCGUAACGUAUUCAAAAACUACGAAGAGUUUGUCCUGAUCAGUAAAGAGAUCAGCACGCUCGAGAACGAUAUGCUCGAGCUCAAAGAGUCCCUCUCCGAAUGGCGUGCCAUGCCCGAGCUGCUCAGCGUGGACGAGCCGCUUACCUCUGCAGACAGACGGAAAGCUACCCGAUCCUCGCUCGCCGACCUCCAAACGCUCUACACCGUCCAGCUUCAAGCGCUCCACGCGAGCAUUGAAGGCAGUGCCAAGCACUUACCUAUCAUUCCGGGCCGGCAUGUCGUGCUUGAGAGCCCGAACCUAUUUGAGCUCAAUCCCGCUACGUAUAAGGUCGAAAAGCCCGUGCAUUUGGUAUUGUUGGACGAUAGCUUGCUGGUGGCAAGUAAGAGGAGGCGGAGGGUGGGCGAGGGGGGACGGUUGGUCGCGGAUAGGUGUUGGGGGCUCAGCGAGAUCUUGGUUUUGGAUGUUAAGGAUACUGCUGAUAUUACGAACGCGAUCAAAAUCAAGCGGGGGAAGGAGACAGUUGUCUACCGAUCUGAGAAGCCAUCUGAUAAGCGUGCGCUGCUCGCUGCCUUCCGGCAAGUAGCGGAAGACCUACAGUCCAAGAAGCGCCGGGAGCGAGAAGGAGAGCAAGAGCGCAGACGGAUGACAGUGGCGGAUGUCUCUGCUACUAGAGGGGGUAAUGUUCAGAGCGAGAAAGACGCUAGCACCGUCGCGGAGUUCAGUGACGAGCUGACAGUGGCCAUCGCCCUCCGAGACUGGGACUUGUCCGUCGAGCUGAUCGAGAAAGGCAAAUCCCUCCUCGCCGCUGUUUCUCCCUCAAGCGCAGACAGCGUCAAGUCCAAACUCUCCACCUUCGAACAGUCCCUCCGCAGCUCAAUACUCUCCGACCUCUCCUCCCCCAUCCACCGGAAAGCCUCUGUCAUUCACCUCGUCGGCCUGCUUACCCGGCUCGGCGCAGCCAUCGACGCCCGUGACGCCCUCCUCCGCAUGCGCUCUGAGGUGAUCCGUAAGCGCGCAAGAGCAAUCAGGUUCGAGGGCGAUAUCAUGCAGUACGUCAACGAGCUGGCUGUCGUCACUUUCACGGGCAUAAAAUUCACGAGCGACUGGUACACCUCCGCUUUUAAGGAGAAUGAUAUGGCUUCCGGAAUGGUCCAAUGGGCGAAAGCCGAAGUAGAACUGUACGCCACAUCUUUCCGCCGACAAGUGUACGGACCGGACGUCUCCAGCGAAGUGAUCUCCGAAUCUCUCAACGCCGUACGAGUACAGUCCAAGCGCUUGUUGCAGGACAGCGGGCUGGACUUCUCUUUCUUGUUAGAGGAGAUGCUGAGGGCUGACCUGCCGGAGACGCCUAGGCCGCCGCCACUUUUCGUUUCUGAUUCUGAGGAUAUAGGGGGAAGUGGGGAAGGGACACUGCUCGAUGCUACGCCUAGGCAGGGGGUGCCGAACUUGAACUCGCCCAAACCACCGACGAGGAGUCGCCAGAGACCUGGAGGCCGGCAGCAAGCAUGAGAUGAGCCUUCGCACGUGGAUUAGUCACCAUGCAGUUGAAUACCAAGUUCGGGAUACCCUGCAG
This is a messenger RNA of Dacryopinax primogenitus, 2041 nucleotides long. RefSeq lists its product as uncharacterized. Gene Ontology annotation, cellular component: exocyst. The coding region runs from base 4 to 1977 and encodes 657 amino acids. The transcript has 6 exons. The record is from RefSeq and is a predicted model, not a curated record. NCBI's taxonomy places the organism in Eukaryota, Fungi, Basidiomycota, Dacrymycetes, Dacrymycetales, Dacrymycetaceae. Gene Ontology annotation, biological process: intracellular protein localization; Golgi to plasma membrane transport; exocytosis.